AUGAUGAUGUUGCUGCCUUCCUUCUCUCUAGCUAGGACUAGGCCAUCCCGAGUUGGUGUCCUUUUCUUAUUGGUGUGGUUAUCCAUUUGCUGUUCUUUUCUGAGGGGUAAUGAAGUUCCAACCAUUGAAGGUUCAAAAGAAGGCUGGAAAGAUGAGAUUUUGAAGCUUCAGCUGGAACUGGCCACUGUAAAUACUGCUGGUAGUGGUGCUACUACUACUAGUACUGGUUCAGAAUCUUUGGUUUCUGCCAUCCGUGCGAAAUUGGCAGAAUCUGUGGAACAGGAAUCGGAUUGGAUGAGGAAGCAAUUCCGUGAAAUUCCUCGUCCCAAUGAACGGUUGGACAAUGAGAAUGUUCCGAAUCGAGAUUUGCGUCCCGGAAUGCCGUUGUGGUUCUUGCUAGAGACCCCUCAAUGGUGGGUCACAGCCAAGAUUGUGGAGAUUCUCGAUGUUUCCGAGGGACGCUUUCGGGUCAAUAUCACAGCAGAAGAUAGAAUCGUACAAGCCACCAGAGGAGAAACGGUCCGUACCGUGGCCAUCAAUGAAUUCAUUCUGGGGAUCUGGAAGUCAGAGUACGAGAGGGAUCAAGGAGAAUUAGCAAGAGCUCAAAACAAACCAGAAGAAAGAUUCAAGCGUUACCAAGAGGCCAUCAAACUAGACCCCAAGAAUCCACACCCCUUGGAUAAUAUGGGAUUGUACUACACGGAUCAGGGAGAUGUACAGCAAGCCAUUCACUGGUACGAACAAAGCAUUCAAGUACAGCCAGAUUGGUACCAUACAUAUUAUAACUACGGAAAUCUACUACGAGAUUCCUACGAGACUGCAAAACAGUAUACCCAAUGGACAGCCUUGCAACUCUUUGAAAAGGCAUUCCAACUCAAUCCACUCUUUCUCGAUACGCUUUGGAAUGUCGCAGAUCAGUACCACAAGGCGCAACGAUACAACGAAGAGUGCUACGCCUGGCGUCUAUUGCACACACUCAAUCGCAAUCCACAUCCAAAACGAAAAAAGAAUAAUACCAUCCUCUGGAAUCCACAUUGGGAGCAAGAUCUGCCACGACGCAUCGCAAACUGUAUGCAAGCCAUGGUGAUGCCGAACCCUACUGGUACUACAGACGGUAACCAGCAACGACAAACUACAGAUGAACUCUAG
Messenger RNA from Seminavis robusta, 1149 nucleotides. The record is from the annotation of a GenBank genome assembly. Lineage: Eukaryota; Bacillariophyta; Bacillariophyceae; Naviculales; Naviculaceae.